Molecule: messenger RNA, 2515 nt
Organism: Astyanax mexicanus (Mexican tetra)
Lineage: Eukaryota; Metazoa; Chordata; Actinopteri; Characiformes; Acestrorhamphidae
Gene: memo1
Product: mediator of cell motility 1
Exons: 10
Coding region: 266-1159 (297 amino acids)
Source: RefSeq, a predicted model, not a curated record
ACACACCGACCCGUCCGAGUACAGGCUCGCGCGCCGCUCCGAGCUUUGUUCUUCUUCAGAGGCGGAUAGGGACGGUCUGUGCGGAGUCCUGCGAUGAUCGCGUGAUUUCAGGGGUUUGGUUUGAACAUAUGUAGAGCAGCAGAUCCGCCCCGGCUCUAACACUCCGCUCCCCGCCGCUAUUGAUUGAUUGGUUGAUUAAUUGAUUGGGUUUCUUCCCCACCGAUCAGAAUUCCAUCUGACCAAGAUAGGCGGCUCGGGCACCAAGAUGUCGAACCGAAUGGUGUGCAGAGAAGCCAGCCACGCCGGCAGCUGGUACACCGCCUCAGGAUCCCAGCUGAAUGCACAACUGGAGGGCUGGUUAUCUCAAGCACAAUCCACAGCAGGACCUGCUAGAGCCAUUAUAGCACCGCAUGCUGGGUAUACCUAUUGCGGGGCUUGUGCGGCGCAUGCCUAUAAGCAGGUGGAUCCCUCGAUUACCCGGAGAGUGUUUAUUCUCGGACCGUCGCACCACGUGCCGCUGUCCCGGUGUGCCCUCUCUCCUGCUGAGGUCUACAGAACACCACUGUAUGACCUGAGGAUUGACCAGAAGGUUUAUGCUGACCUGUGGAAGACGGGCAUGUUUGAGAGGAUGACUCUGCAGACAGAUGAAGAUGAGCACAGCAUUGAGAUGCACCUGCCUUACACUGCCAAAGCCAUGGAGAGCUAUAAAGACGAGUUCAGCAUUGUUCCCGUUCUGGUGGGAGCUCUGAGCGAGUCUAAAGAACAGGAGUACGGCAAGCUGCUCAGCAAAUAUCUAGCUGAUCCUUCUAACCUGUUCAUCAUCUCAUCAGACUUCUGCCACUGGGGUCAGCGAUUCCGCUACACCUACUACGAUGAAAAUCAAGGCGAGAUUUAUAGAUCUAUCGAGCAUCUCGACAAGAUGGGUAUGGGAAUUAUAGAACAGCUGGACCCAGUUUCCUUUAGUAACUACUUGAAGAAAUAUCACAAUACUAUUUGUGGUCGCCACCCCAUUGGUGUUCUACUGAAUGCCGUGGCAGAGCUGAAGAAGAACGGGUUAGACAUGAACUUUUCUUUCCUGAACUAUGCUCAGUCCAGUCAGUGCCGAAACUGGUCAGACAGCUCAGUGAGUUACGCCGCUGGAGCUCUGGUCGUACAUUGAGACCCACAGUUCCCAGUGUUCAGCCCAGAGGAACCGGGCCUGCCUCCAUCUGCCCUCGUAGAUGUUCUCAGCAGAUCCCACUCUUCUGAAGGUGUACGGGGAAGGAUCUGUCUGCCUUGCCAAUUCAUUAUGGGAGGUCUGAGCCUCUCCGUCACAUAUGGAGAUUAAAAGCUGACACAAGUGUUUAGUUCAAUGAAAAACAAGUAUCUCCAUUUUUAUCGAUUGUUGGAUUACCACAUAAUUCAUACACAUUAACUGUUCUUUACACUGUGUUAAAAAUAUACUCUUGUUACAUUGACUUUCACUAAAAGUCAAGAAGGUUUUAUCUCUCCUGUAAUACUGCUGUUUUUGUUUUAUGGAGAUACAUGUUUUUCAUUAAACAGCGACGAUUUAUUUAAAGGCAUAAUUCAUUGUAAAAAAAAAAGUGGCUGUUGAGAAAAAAAAAAAAAAAAAAAUAUAUAUAUAUAUAUAUAUAUAUAUAUAUAUAUAUAUAUAUAUAUAUAUAUAUAUAUAUAUAUAUAUAUAUAUAUAUAUAAAUUUACAAUCAAUUUAUUUCCAGAUCUUUUCCAUCUUUCUUUGUUUUACCUCUGGACUACAAUCAUAUUUUGAAUCAAAUGUUUUGCCUUAAUUUUAAUUUUUGGAUCAGAGUAUUUACUAUUGAAAUCAGAAAAUCAUAAUUUUAUUAUUUCAACAUAUGUUUUUAAAAGCAAAUUUCACCACCUCAAAGCACCUCACUUGUUUAAAACGCACAAAAAAGCGCAUUGUUACGUUUAAAAAGCAAGGACAAAUGUGCUAAACCAACUAUUUGCAUGGGGUGCAACCAAAAAUAAAAAAUUAAUCACUUUUUGGCAAAAAAAAACCACAAGUUUUCAGCCCAUGCUUCAAGGCAUUUGUCAGAUAUACCAAUUUCUGACAAGCUUUUAAUGAGGUAAAGUAGUAAAUUUGAUUUAUGCCAUAAAAAGUGCAAGUUGAUCAAAAGUUAAUUAAAAGUAAAUAGAUUUCAAAUGCUUAUGUCAGCUUUCAAGCUCCGUUCAAAUACCCUGCUCUGAAGAAUAUAACCAUAUUGUGUACUGUUUGUUAGGAUAGUUUAUUCUAUUUUGUUGUUGUUCAUUUUAGUAUAUAUAUAUAUAUAUAUAUAUUCUUUGGUUUAUGCUUAAUGUUAACACCGGUUUACACAUUGUCACGGAUCCAUCUACGUGGACGAUUAACUAAAACACUCCUGAGUGAAGGAGUUCUUUUUUGAAUCUCAGGUUACAUUGAUGAAGAGUUAAAGAGUGCUUUGCUGAGAAAGAUGAAACGGUCAUGAUUGAUGUUUCGAAGAAAGAAAAAAAAAGAGUAAAAUGACUGAAAAAUUUA